Molecule: messenger RNA, 454 nt
Organism: Drosophila kikkawai
Lineage: Eukaryota; Metazoa; Arthropoda; Insecta; Diptera; Drosophilidae
Source: RefSeq, a predicted model, not a curated record
GCAUUCAGUCGUUUGUUUGCCAUUUAGAAGACGACGACAAGCGCAAUGAAGCUACUGCUACUGGUCUGCCUAAUCCUAGCCGCCUUGCUCCUCGGCGAUGCCAGACCCUCCGAGGUGGAUAGUCCCGAGCCCGACGCCAACGAACUGGACAAUGGGGAAGAGGCCGUGGCCAAGCCGCCGGGCAUAGUCUCCAUCAAGGUGCGCCACGUUCAGGCGGAUCCGCUUCUAUGCCAGCAGCUUUCGCGUUACCACCCACACCACCCCCAGUGCCACGGAUACUGCAAGCGCCAAGGUCACUGGAUUGGCCAGUGCAAGAAGAAUAGUUGUCACUGCUUCUCGUAGGCGCUGUGAAUGUGUACAUAUAUAUAGAUGAAUAUAUAUAUCUUUUUUUUUUAAUCAGAUAUGUGAAGAAUGUUUAAGUGUGUUUAUCUGGAAAUAAAUCGAUUAAUUUUUA